CCCUUCCACCACUAAUCAUGAAGCUCAAUUCACUUGCUCCAACAGCCAUUAUGGCGUUAGCUGCCGCUGUGGCCGCUGAAUCUUCCCACCCCUCCUUCACCCCGUUUGACGAAUCCAAGUUCGCCCAGAAGGACCACUUCUUGGACCAGUUCACCUAUGAAAGUGAGGCUGAAUUGGCCAAGGUCUGGAAGGUCUCACACGCUACAAAAGACGCGGAAUUCGCGUAUGUCGGUAAGUUUGCCGUCGAGGAGCCAUCGGUGUACCCAGGGUUCAAGAACGAUAAGGGGUUGGUGUUGAAGACCCCGGCUGCCCACCACGCCAUUUCCCACAAGCUCGCAAAGCCGUUCGACAACACGGACAACACCUUGGUGAUGCAGUAUGAGGUGAAGUUGCAGAACGGGUUGGUCUGCGGCGGGGCGUACGUCAAGUUGUUGUCUGCCGAGGGCUUCCACGGCGAGGAUGCUGACGAGUUUGACGGCGAAACUCCAUACCAGAUCAUGUUCGGCCCAGACAAGUGUGGUGCCACUAAUAAGGUGCACUUGAUCAUCAAGCGUCCAAACCCUGUGACCGGUGAGAUCAUCGAGAGACACUUGGGGUCGCCGCCGCAGGCCAAGAUCCAGAAGACUUCGGUCCUCUACACGUUGAUCAUCGAGCCAAACCAGGACUUCCAAAUCAGAAUCAACGGGGAGGUUGCGAUCGCGGGCAACUUCUUGGAACAGGACCACUUGUACCCACCGUUGAACCCACCAAAGUACAUCCCGGACCCAGACGAGGAGAAGCCAGAGUCAUGGGAUGAGCGCGAGGAGAUUCCCGACCCAGACCAGGCCGAAAAGCCGGACGACUGGGACGAGUCGCUUCCACCGUUGAUUCGCGAUCCAUCCUCCAUCAUGCCCGAGGGCUGGAAGGAGGACGAACCGUUCUACAUCGUGGACCCAGAGGCCGAGAAGCCGGAAGACUGGGACGAUGAAGAGGAUGGUGAGUGGUUGGCGCCGGAAAUUCCAAACCCGGUAUGCUUUGAAAUUGCCGGCUGCGGUCCGUUCAAACCUUUGAUGAUGGCCAAUCCAGAGUACAAGGGCAAGUGGGUGCAGCCAUACAUCACUAACCCAGAAUUCCAAGGCAAGUGGGCCCCACAGGAGAUUGAGAACCCAGAAUACUUCGAAGACAUCAAGCCAUCGAAUGUGGGCCUCAUUGGCGGUCUCGGCUUCGAGCUCUGGACCAUGGAGGGUGACAUUUUGUUCGACAACAUCUACUUGGGUCAUUCUAUUGAGGAUGCCGAGACUUUGGGUAACGCCACAUUCGUUGAGAAGACCAAGUUGGAGGAAGAUGACCAGAAGGCAAACGCUCCAAGGGCGCCAAACGCCCCGGAACAGCCUCCAAAGGGUUUAUACGAUGAGGCCGACUACGAGACCGAGGAGAACGUGGUCAAGAGACACUUGCUCAACGCCUACGCAUUCGUCACUAGCUACUCUAGAGACGCUCAGCAGUUUGCUAACGAGUUUGUCAACGACCCAGUCGUUGUUUUGUCCACCAGAUACAUGGAGGCGUUGUACUACGUAUCCACUUUCCUUGGGUCGUUCACCUUGGUGUUUGGCUUGUGGUCCACCUUGAUGUACUAUUUGGUUGGCGGUCCUGCCGAGCAGCCAGUUAAGAAGGAGCCAAAGAUUGUGGAAGUAGAAGGUGAUGCUAAGACUUCCGGUGCCAAGAAGGCCUCCACCACCGCUUCCAAGCGUAAGAACUAAGCGUGUAAGAUUUUAUGAGUUCUUUGAAAGAACUCAGGAUUGCUAGCCAAUAAGCUUAAUAAAAAAAAACAAGUUAACUCCUAGGGGCGAGGUGU
Molecule: messenger RNA, 1834 nt
Organism: Babjeviella inositovora NRRL Y-12698
Lineage: Eukaryota; Fungi; Ascomycota; Pichiomycetes; Serinales
Product: calnexin
Exons: 1
Coding region: 18-1739 (573 amino acids)
Biological process (GO): protein folding
Cellular component (GO): endoplasmic reticulum membrane; endoplasmic reticulum
Molecular function (GO): calcium ion binding
Source: RefSeq, a predicted model, not a curated record